UAGAGGGGCAAAAACGUCAAAAUACAGAAAAGGAAAAAGAUACAACAUUUCUGGUUUUUGUGUGCCGGCGAAGAACCGGUGAGUGACGGGUCAAUUCACAUACUUGUUUAACGGCAACAAAAACCUACCGAUAAAUGCUAAACUAACGAAAUCGGAUCAUAGCUCGACGAAGUCUCGAUCUUUUCUAUUCUCUCUUUCUGGGUAUUCGUGGGUUUUACCCAGAUUUCGAAAUUGAAUGGCGGACGAACUGGAAUUGUCGCCGUUGGUUCCACCGUCGCCGAUGGUCGAGCCUUCCGAGAUCGAUCUCGAAGCUGGAGGACCUGGUGAACAAAUUCAGUGCCGAAUCUGCCUUGAAACUGAUGGUAGGGAUUUCAUUGCCCCAUGCAAAUGCAAAGGAACAUCAAAGUAUGUACAUCGUGAUUGCUUGGAUCAUUGGAGAGCUAUAAAGGAAGGUUUCGCGUUUGCGCACUGCACAACUUGCAAGGCUCCAUAUUAUCUGAGAGUUCACAGUGCUGGAGAUAGGAAAUGGCGGACAUUGAAGUUUCGCUUCUUUGUUACUCGAGACAUUUUAUCCAUAUUUCUUGCUGUUCAGCUUGUGAUUGCUGCAUUGGCCUACAUGGUCUAUUUCAUAGAUAGUUACCAGCAAUCAUGGCUUCGUCAUAUAUGGGGUUUUGACAGUGAGGUCACGUUUUAUUACAUGUGUGGAGCUUUAUUAUUCUUUGCUCUGCUGGGUCUAUCUGGAUGCGUCAUAACCUGCUAUGAUCGAAGGGUUCGCAAUGACUUAGCACAGCCUUGCCGUGAAUUGUGUCUCUGUUGUUGCCAGCCUGGGAUAUGCACAGACUGCCAUCUACCAGGAACUAUUUGUAUGUGGGCAGAUUGCACCGCAUGUACUGAAGGCUGUGCAAGUGCAGUUAGUGAGUGUGGAGGUUGCCUUGGAGGUGCAGGGGAAGCCGGAUUGCCAUUACUCUUCAUAACGGCAUUAGUAAUUCUCGGUCUAUUUACAGUUAUCGGUAUAUUCUAUAGCGUAUUGGUUGCAACCAUGGUUGGACAGCGCAUUUGGCAGCGCCAUUACCACAUUCUCGCCAAAAGAAUGCUAACAAAGGAGUAUGUGGUCGAGGAUGUAGAUGGCGAAAUGACGGGGUCAGAAUGGUCUCCCCCGGCUUUACCAACUGAGCAUGUCCAGCAGCUGAAGACGCUUGGCCUUCUGUGAAACUAUAUGGCUUUUGAUUAAAACUAUGGGAGAUUUUUAACUGCACGCAGGGAAAUGCAUUUGACAAGUGGUGAGAGAGAGAACUCACAGAACGAUGAAAUCUAAUAGAUCUUUUGUAUUUGUAAAGAAAAGACUCCAACUUAUUAAAGAGUCCGUGAUCUCUCCCAUUGAGUCAGAGACCUCUCCAAUUCACGAACUGAGCUUGUGUUGAAUGUUUGUUUCUAAUAUAGGUAAAUAUCCGAAAUAACUAUUUUACUUUCGGAUUAUUUUAACUCGAAGCAAGUUUUUACAAUGGCGAUUACAGUUUAAGACGGUGGGAUUAGUUGAAAU
Molecule: messenger RNA, 1540 nt
Organism: Arabidopsis thaliana (thale cress)
Lineage: Eukaryota; Viridiplantae; Streptophyta; Magnoliopsida; Brassicales; Brassicaceae
Product: RING/FYVE/PHD zinc finger superfamily protein
Exons: 7
Coding region: 236-1210 (324 amino acids)
Molecular function (GO): zinc ion binding
Source: RefSeq, marked reviewed